This is a messenger RNA of Varroa destructor (honeybee mite), 1905 nucleotides long. RefSeq lists its product as uncharacterized. The record is from RefSeq and is a predicted model, not a curated record. Lineage: Eukaryota; Metazoa; Arthropoda; Arachnida; Mesostigmata; Varroidae.
AACAAGCAGUGAAUUAGAAGCUACCUACGCUCUCGCUAUGGGAAACGAAAUACCUUGUUAAGAAGCAAAUCUACUACGACUAUGAGUGAUCAAUUAGUAAUGAAGAUUGAGUCGAAACUAAGCCGGCGGCUACGGUUACGAUGCUAAUGACAACGAGUCAAAAAUAACCCGCGCAAAUAAGACCCACUCAGAACAAGGCAGCUUUUUCUACAUAAUGUAACAAAUAAGCACGCGCUAUAGCAAACUAUCAGCUCGUAAAUGGUACCCUACGGACUCAAUGGAGGCGAGUCCUCGAAUUUUUUGAAGACGCACUGUGAUGAGUGAUGUGAUUCUAGCAACAGGGCCCACACAGUGGACAAAACCAUAAUAUGGCUUUGGCGUUCUUGACAGCCAUAUUAAACACUGCAGUAGGCUCUGUUAAACAUAAUAUCCAGCUACAGUGUGGCAUAAAGUGCCAACUCUCCAGUAUAUGAUUAUACUGAAAACUUUCUUCCUUUCUUGCUGUUUUAACAUAAAGGCAGACGAAGAAAGAUAGCGUAUAAUUUGCCUAAAUGUUAGACCAGCGAUGAUGCUUCUUACGUAGGGUAACGGAGUAGUAACCACCAGGCAUUGGACUAUUUGAAAACGAAGCAUAGGAGGCGUCACUUGAAAUGGAAGACGAGCUUAACCCUGAUCCGAACUGUCUCUGUCAUGGAAAAUAUUGACUUCUUCGAGGACUCGCCUCCAAAGGCUGAUUUCACAGUGGACUUGAGUCAGGUGUUCCGUGAGCUAGAGACUUCAAUCCAGGACACUAUCGAAAUCUCGUCAAUUUCAUCUGAUGAUGAACAGGAUGUACCCGCAAAUGAGCUGCUCAUCACUGAUUCCCCUAUUAAGUCUUCCGCGGAGGUACAGCCAAAUACAGUGGCACAUGGUUCCGAGUUAGUCAAGUGUCAUCAUAAUCCGUUAUCUCAGGUACUUAUACUGCCUGAUCCAACGGAGUCAAGACGUUGUAUUGAGUGCUUUCGCGUUAGGCUCCUCGAAUUUGACAUCUGUGUUGACUUAUUGAAAGAUCUUAAAGCCUUUAGUUUCCUAGUUGAGUCAACCCCACAGUUCUGCCAACUGCUGGCAAUAUUUACGCCAUACGAAGCAAGAGUCCUUCUUGAGUUACUCGUCAACGGCGACUAUAAUAACAACGGCGCGGGCUCUAGCGUUUCUUCUCCACUGAUCCACACCGCAACACGGUUACUCAAGCAGCUAUUUUCUCUGGGGGCGCCUUGCGUAACGCCUAGUUUAAUUACAACAGUUCUUCGAAACUCAUCCUGCAUAAAACCCGCUAGCCGGACCGAGCUUUUAACAGCCGUCCGUCAGUGGAUAAAGUUGGCUCCUGAAAACGCUAUUGGCGUGCAAAAGGACGCGGCAUGCUUACUUGACGAUGAAUCAUUUGAAGACUUUUCCCGUCCUUGGAUACCUGCCACAGUCAGUGCUUUCGCUGUACUGACAGAUAUCAUUGAGCACUCUAGGACAGAUCGAGCGACCUUAAAGCGAUAUGUUGAUCUAUCCUUAGAUAUACUUGCAAGGGUAAACCUCAGCCAGGUUGACACAUUAAAUUCAUCGAACGUAGGAGGUAUGGCAAUUCGGGGUUUAUCAGUAGUAGCUUCAAGCCAACCCCAAUGUUUAUUCGAGCCUGCUAGUUCGGUUUUAGUGAAGUUAUUCGAAAAACUGCACGCUUUUAGCCAACCUGCUGUAUUCUAUCUGUGUGGAUUACUUACGACGGCAGUUAAGACGUACGGGACGGCGACGCCAAUCGUUGCGCGAACAUCUUUUGAUUGUUUUCUUGGCGAUUCAAUAAAAAACAGCCCACCCCUAGAUGUAUUAAUCACCAUUAUUGACUGUCUGGUAGGUCAUAUUGAAAGAUACCAACUCUGA